Messenger RNA from Drosophila mojavensis, 2784 nucleotides. RefSeq names its product myosin heavy chain, clone 203. The record is from RefSeq and is a predicted model, not a curated record. Gene Ontology annotation, cellular component: axonemal dynein complex; axoneme. Bases 120 to 1742 code for a protein of 540 amino acids. The transcript is spliced from 3 exons. Gene Ontology annotation, biological process: regulation of cilium movement; axonemal dynein complex assembly; cilium-dependent cell motility. Lineage: Eukaryota; Metazoa; Arthropoda; Insecta; Diptera; Drosophilidae.
CACCUGAAGUGUGAGCUGACACCAAAUUUUCAGUAUAUUUAUAGACAUAGCACAAUCAAAUACUUGAAACUUCAUAUCCAACUUUUUGGGCAAAAUAUAUUUAUUGAGAGGCCAACAAAAUGUCGGUGUAUACGCCGGAAGUGCGCAUUACGCGUAUCACAGACACGUAUCUGCAGGAUACGCUGGACGAAAUGGCAGAGGAGCAGCAAAAACCCAAGGGGCCGACCAGAGCCGAAAAGAAGCAGAUGAAGAAAGAAGCAGCGCGCAAGAAGAAAAUGGAGGAGCAAAUGUUGAUUUUGCGCCAUGGCUUACGUACUGAGCUGGAGAUUGGCAAGCGCAUGGAUCUGCGCGGCAUGGAGGAAUGGAACGCCAUAGCUGAGCAAAUCAAGUUGAUUGAGUUGCGGCAAGAGCUGCUGCAGUGGGGAGAAAACGCCGAGCGCAUUCUUGAGAACAAGAACGAUCGCAUCAAUAUGCUGGUCGCCGAUCUGACGCACACCAACGAGCAGCACGCGCGCAAUUUUGGCCGCACCGUGGAGCUGAUCGAUCACAUCGGCGAGUGCUACCACGCCAUGCUGGAGUGCAACAAGCACAUGUACGAACAGCAGGCGGAGGAUCUGCUCAAGGAGUUCUACGACGAGGUGCACCUGCGCACCGAGGAGGUGGACGCGAUGCACCAGAACAGCGAGAAUAUCAUCCACGCCUCGAACCUCUACACGCGCGAUCAGCUCAAGGAGGACUACCAGAUCUACCAGGAGCAGCGCGACGACUACGUGAACAAGAACAUCGCACGUCGCUUCGAUAUACGCGACCAGGUGGUCAACAAGAUGAGCCAAAUGCAGCGCCAGCUGAACGAGUUCGUCGAUGCACUCCACAGCACCGAUCUGGAUGUGCACAAAUACGAGCGCAUUCGGAUGCUGACCGAGCGCCAGCAGCAGUUCGUGGAGGACACCAAGAAGCUUAACCAGGACGAGGUGAAGUACAUCGGAAUGCUGCACGAGAUUCAGCAGGACACGCUGCGCGUCGAGACGGAGAAUAAUGCGACGAUCAACGAUCUGCGCCUGGAGUUCGAGUACUUCUCGAAUGUGCGCAAGAAGAUCGAGGAUCGCAUGCAUGCGGAUCGCAUCACAACGCACGAGAAGCUGCGCAUACUCAGCACUGAGUGCUACGAGUUGACCAAGAAAUUCGAGAAGAUCGUGAAGAGCGGCGAGCUGCUGCUUGCCCUGUCCAUCACCUGUCGCAAGCUCCAAACGGAGUCCGAGAAAAUCAUUGUGGGCGGCGAGGUGGUCGAGCCCAUCGAUGUGGGCCCGGUCGAUGACGAUUUCACGCUGCAAACGCUGGACAUUAAGAAGCACGUGGACCUGAACGAGGAGGAUCUGGUCAUGCUGAACAAGAGCCUGAAGAAUUUCUGGCGCCAGCAGGCCAUGGCCCAGGCCCAGAACAUGCUGCUGCUGGAGGAGAAGCGCAAGCUGACCGAAGAGAAUCAGCGCCACAUCGACUUCAUCAAGUCCAUGAGCAAGACGGACAAUGCCGAGGAGCUGCGCGCCGCCAUGAUCGUUAGUCCGUGCAUGAAGAAGGUGCCGCUGCUCUUCGACACCCAAUGCCGUUUCCAGAAGCUGCGCAUCAAGCGCGAGUCGGCCACAGCCGGACGGGACGCCCAGCGGGAGGCGAUGAACACCAUCAAAUUCAUCCUGCAUACCAGCCAAUGCAGUCUGCAUAAUCCAAAGAAGACGGAGGAAAAGUGAACUGGAGCUAGAAGAAAUAUAUAUCUAGUAUAUUUAUAGGUAGUUUAGUAGUUAGCAAAGCUAAAGGAAUUCACGAAAGAAGAACUCGAAAUUCGGAUAGCAGAAUUUAUUACUUUUUCUUAUGUUUUUUUUUUUAUAAUGAUGAAGAUGUGACUGAAAGAUCAGUUAGAUGAGUUUAAGUAGUUAUUUAUGGGAGCAAAAUUCCAUUAGAAUAUUAGACAUGUAUCAACAUAACAGAGUGAAUCAAUUCACUUAUUUAAGUGAAUAUUUCAAGUGAAUUUAUAUAGUGAAUUAGCAGUGGAAUUCUAGUAGAGUUAAAAUGAACAAGUUUUUUAUUAUCCUAGAUAUUUAUAUCCAUCAACUCACUCAUUCAAGUGAAUAUUUUGUUAGGUGAAAAUAGAAUGAAAAUCUAGGAUAGGCAGUUCAGAUAUAAAUUAUUAGAUUGUUAGGUAUAGAUCAGUUAUAACUAUAAAUUCACUUACUCAGGUGAAUUUAUAGAAAAAUAUCAGUGAAAAUCUAGUAGAGUUUUGUUAGCUAUAUAUCAUAAAUGUAAAUUCACUUCUUUGAGUGAAUUUAUAUAGUGAAAUAGCAGUGAAAAUCUAGUUCAGUCAGGCUAGUUACACACAUAUCAUUAAUAUUUAUAUACCCAUUAAUUCAGUUAUUCAAGUGAAUAUUACGUUAGGAGUAAAACACACAGUUAUUCAAACAGUUUACAGAUACUUUAUUAAUAUCAUAUAUGUAUGUGUUUAUGUGCGUGUGUAUGAUAUAUCAUAGGCAUUAAGGCAAUCCAACAAUUACUUAUUCAAGUGAAAUAAGCAUGAACAUGAAUUCAAUUCAGUUUAGGCAGUUUUUUAUUAGCUCUCAAUCAAUCGAUCAAUAAUAUCGCAUACCAUGUAUCAGGAGGCUAGGCCUGAUACAUAACAUAUGUUUAUAUAUAUAUAUAUAAUGUGUAUAUAAAAAGUAAACUGUACUCGAAGAACUUAGGCACUAAUCAAAUCCUUUGGUCAAGACAAAUGCACGAGCAAAUUUAAUUCGCGUCAUA